AUGUCUAGUGCGAUUGCACGAUUCUGGUGGAGUGCCAAGCAAAACAAUCGUGGUCUACACUGGAUAGCAUGGGAUAAAAUCUGCGUACCAAAAACUGAAGGUGGUUUGGGAUUUCGCGACUUGAAAAGUUUCGACCUCACCCUGCUAGCUAAACAAAUGUGGAGACUUGUGCAACAUCCUUCGUCUCUACUAGCUAAAGUUCUGAAAGGGAGAUACUUUCGUAAUUCAAAUCCGAUUGAUGUCGAGAAAGCUAGUAAUCACUCGUAUGUAUGGCGCAGCUUAAUGGCGGCGAAACCCCUCCUGAAAUCUGGUCUGCGGAAGUCUAUAGGCUCUGGGUACAAUACUAGAGUGUGA
Messenger RNA from Brassica oleracea var. oleracea, 354 nucleotides. RefSeq lists its product as uncharacterized. The transcript has a single exon. Lineage: Eukaryota; Viridiplantae; Streptophyta; Magnoliopsida; Brassicales; Brassicaceae. The coding region runs from base 1 to 354 and encodes 117 amino acids. The record is from RefSeq and is a predicted model, not a curated record.